Batrachochytrium dendrobatidis JAM81 is the source of this 930-nucleotide messenger RNA. RefSeq lists its product as uncharacterized. Lineage: Eukaryota; Fungi; Chytridiomycota; Chytridiomycetes; Rhizophydiales. Bases 1 to 930 code for a protein of 309 amino acids. The transcript has 2 exons. The record is from RefSeq and is a predicted model, not a curated record.
AUGUCUGCUCCCCUCCUCUCCACUGCCCAAUUGCUACAACCAGAAAAUCUACUGGUGUUGGUUAUCAAUAUCAUCGUCAUAUUUGGUAAUGCACUAGUCAUGGCAUAUUUUAUCUGUUCCAUUGCACAUUCCAAACGAAUGUGGUCACUUCCCCAUCUGAUUGUCAUUAUCAACGCAGCCGCCAUUAUUUCCCAAAUCGUUGGGCUUUUAAUCAUGUAUAUGCCAAUGGGGAGUUUUACUAGUAUCGUUAUGGGCAUUAGUCUAGUUGUCGGACUGCUAUGUCUUUUGGGUUUGAUGCUACUUCAAUUAGAGAUUCGGAUUGCAUUUUCAGCGCUUUUACGAGCCCGCGAAACUGAGCGGAUUGGACAACCUCGAGCAAUCAUGGUAUUGGUACUGAUUCAUAUUUUCUUUUGUUGGGCAGACUAUAUGUUUUUGUUCGGAAAUCCUACCCGUUUUACUAUAUGGUGGCAUAGUAUUGGUUUACCCCUCCAAGUAAUUUGGAUCACUUCUGUGAGCAUGUACCAAACAGUUGUUAUUUCCAAACAGCUGUUUAUCCACCACCAAAAUCUGGGCCAGCCCAUCUCCAACUCAAAAAGCUACCAGAUUACCGUGCCGCUGGUCUUGGGAACAGUAUUAGGGAUUGCUGCGGUCGGGUUUGUUAUUAGUAGUGGACUUUUUGGCAGUUAUCCGCCUGAUUCGCCCUAUUACAAUCCUGCAUGUCUAUUCUAUCAAUUGGCAACCAUUUGUCUAGGAUGUGAGGUGAUUUUCGAAUCCGUGGCUCUUUUAUCAUUUACCCUCAAAAUCGCCUCUUGGUCAUCCAUCAAAACUCCACCGUCGUCCAAUACUGACCAUAAAGAAACUAUCGCUGUGCUCGGAUAUUCGAGAUUGUCCCAGCUAUCAUCAGGCUCUCCUUCGCGCUUUACCAUAUAA